AUGGAGGAGCCCCGGUGCUGCUGCCGGUGCUGCUGCCGCGGCGGGUCCGGGGGCGGGAGGGCGCCCCGGGCGCCGUGCGGCUGCGGGGAGCCGGGCCAGAGCUGCCGGAGGCGGGGCAGGGCCGCGGGGGGCGCGGCUGCAGGGCGGGGGGUGUGCUCGUCGCCCCCCCGGUGGCUGUCCCGCCGCCCCCUGCCCCCCGGCGCGCUGGGGAGGAUGGCCGGCGCCGUGGCCGAGCGGCUGCGGGCGCCGUGGCUCGCCGGGGCCGCCAGGGUCCAUGCCAGCCUGGUGCCGCCGCUGGCCCUGCUGCCCGCCCUGCUCCGCGUCGCCGCGCUGCACGUCCUGCUGGGGCUGGCGGUCCUGGCGUCCCUGCCCGCCGUGGUGCUGUGGUACUACUACCUGACGCACAGGAGGAAGGAGCGGACUCUCUUCUUCCUGAGCCUGGGGCUCUUCUCCUUGGGCUACAUGUACUCUGUUUUCCUCCAGGAGGUGGUUCCCCGGGGCCACGUGGGGUCUGCCCAGGUGGUUGCUCUCACCUGCGGGUUAGUGGUCAUGCUUGUCGCUCUGUCUCGAGCCAAGAAGGACCCUGGCUACCUUCCCGCCCCAGCAAGCGGCGAGAAGUCACCGCACCAGGGUUUGCCCAAGGAGGGUGUCCGGGGGAGCGCCGAGGGGCUCCACGGUGCUGCCACGUCGGGAGCUGCCGGUGGCCGCGCCGGGAAUGGGGAAGCCAGAGGCUAUUCCAGGAUGGCGGCUGAGGAGCCAGGAGGUGUGAAAAAGGACUGGUGUGCUCAAUGCCAGCUGGUCAGACCAGCCCGAGCCGGGCACUGCCGGCUUUGUGGCAGGUGUGUGAGGAGACUGGACCAUCACUGUGUCUGGAUUAACAGCUGUGUAGGGGAGCAGAACCACCAAGCAUUCAUCCUGGCACUCUCCUUCUUCAUGCUCACCUCUGUGUAUGGGAUUACCUUGACCCUGCACACCAUCUGUAGGGGCCAGACACCGUUUGUGGCAUUGUUCUACUGCCCUGGGGCCUAUUCUGAGUACAGCUCUGCUCUGUUGUUCACCUGUGUGUGGUACUGUGCCAUUGUAACAGCUGGCAUGGGAUACAUCCUCCUUAUCCAGCUGUUGAACAUCAGCUACAACGUGACAGAGAGGGAAGCUCGGCUGGCUCUGCGGGACAACACUGGGCGCAGGCUCUUGGGUGGGUUAGUGAUAGACACUGGUCAGUAUAACAGGGGCUUCCUAUGCAACUGGGGCCACUUCUUGAGCCUGGGAUCUUCUCCUCCACAGCGCUCUGCUGAAGACAUCGUGUGACACCCCUCUUUCUGCAGAUGAUGUUGACUGACUUUCUUUAGCAGGGAACAGCCCCUUGCACUCGGACUCCCUCCUCCCACACCCUUCCUUCACGGUUGGUGUAUGGGCUGCCUGUCCUGUCACUGACAUCAGAGGCUUUCCCAGGCAGAAUGGUUCUUUGCGUGCUGUCAGCCAGCAAUAUGAUGCAGAAAGCAGUAAGCCAUAUGCACAGACCUGGAGAGAAGGAGCCUGCUGCCUUUUUCCACUGUGGCAAACUUCGUGCAGCUCAGCUCAACAGGAGGAAGAGCACAAGGUUUUGAGAACCUUGAGUUUUCUUUAGGCGUGAACCCUGGCAUUAAGAGAAACCUGCUGCUGGACUUCAGAGUGUGCCCUGGUUCCUGCAAAGGUUGAGGAAUCCCUGGGGUGUACCUACAUGCAACACUUCAGAGAUGUCAGGAGGCUGAACUUCUGAUAGAGGUAAAAGGUGGACUGCUGCAGAAGCCAGGUGCAUUGGCUAAAAGAGACUGUUGAGGUAGUCGCUGAGCAGCUCCCUCCUCUCUGCUGUAUUUUUUGUUUCUCUAUCUUCUAUUUCAUUCAGCUGUAUACGUGCUUGUAUUAAGUGCCUUUGUGAGCAACGUUCCUGUAGGGCUUUGUAAGAUCCCUUCACUUCUUAACCAUUAUAGUUGUUAUUCCAUCCCCAUCUGUCUCACUGGGUGGGGAAGACACUGUCUUCAAUCUCAUCUGGGUCUGUGUUGGUUUGAAGGUUUGGCUCAUGUCCCACAAAGUGUUUCUGCUGUGCUUGUGGACUGUGAUGUGAGACAAGAUGUAAACAUACCAAGAAAGGUUGUGUUUUGAAGCAACACGUAACAGUGGUCUCUGAGGGACAAAGAAGAGUGCUGCCCAAUGCUACUGUUGCUUUAUGGAAGCUACCUUUCUCUCUUCCUCUGUGGGAGAGUAGGCAAUUCUGCUAACAGUGUUUUUGGUAGGUAGCUUCUUGAUUGGUUGUAUUGCUAAUAACAUAGCAAUCCUGUCUCCUCUCAACCCAGUUGCUGUGGAGCUGCCUGAUUGUAGAUCUGUUUUCUCAAGCCAGGAAGCCAAGGAACAGUUCACCCUCUGUGUAUGUAGGGAGAUGUAGAGGCUGUGUUGGAGCUUGCUGCUUUUGGGGUAAAUGACCUGCACUGGCAGGUGAAUGAAAUGUGUUCUGGAAGAAUGCCAUGUGUUCCUUGACAGCCUGCAGCUAUACUAUUGCUCAGACUUGAGCUUCAGCUGAAUUCACAAGGUUUUGGUGGCGAUGGUUUCUGGUUUUUGUUUUAAACCCUUUGUGUAUGUUGUUGGCCCUGCAGUAGUGAUGUGAAAAGAUCUUGCUGGAAAAUCCUGGGACCAUGACACAAGAAUUAUGGCUUGGGCCUAAGAUGCAGAAGGAAGAGCCUUGUCCUAGCUGCUGAUGUUUUAAGACGUGUGUGCAGCGUGCUUGGAUCAUACCUACCCCUGUCUCCAGCUACGUGGCAGGCAGCUGGGGGAUGUUGGCUGGAUUAUGCAAAUUUACUGUGUGUCAUCUCUGAAGAAUAGAUGAAUGGUAUCAGGACUGGGGGUGUCCCUUGAGAUCCCUGACAUAUUUGGUGUGUGCACUCCUGAUUACAUGUCCCAGUUUAAGGUGAAGACCACGUCCCUUUUUGCACUGUUUGGUUUCCUCAAGUGGCACUUUCUAUAAUGAGCAGAUAAUUGAGAAGCAGCUGCACUUAGAAUGUGGCUGUGCAGAAAGAAGUACUGAGUGUCUCUUAUUUCCUCUUGCCCCUUUUCAUCCAAUGAGCAAUCCUUUAUCAGGAGGUGAAGGGGACACCUCUCUUGCUUCCUGCCUCCAACUAAACACACCAAGAGGCUUCUGUGGCCCUACUGUGACUAAAAGGCGCUCAGCUGGACUGUGCUGUUUCUCUGGCUUGCACUUGUGACCUUCUGACUAUUUGGAGCUGUAACCUGACCCUAGGAGUUUAACUUGCACAAAGACUUCACCUCCACAUGAAGUGUCUCUAAAUGUUUCUGUGGCACACAGGCUUUUUGUGGUGCCUGCUGAGAUGGAGUUUGGUAACCUUGUAGACAGGGAUGCUGUGGGUUAGUGGGUUUGUGAUCUCGGACCUCAUCCUGCUGGCAAUUGGGAAGAUUAGGGUAAGAAUGACCUCCUGGGCUAAAGAAAGCCCUGCAGCAGAGGCAGCCAACCUCUCCAUCCCUGUGAGUUAGUUACAAGUCCAGAAAUGAGUUCUGCACCCAUGAGCUGAAUGAGCUCUGGGAGUAUUGACAGGUUUGAAAUAAAUGGUUUCUCAGAGUCUUGCUGCUUGUGGCUGGGAGAAAGAGCAGAUCACAGACCAUUUCCCUGGCAGUGCCUGACCCUGUUGCACUCACUUUCUCCCCCAGACAGAGACUGGUUGCUUCUUUUUAGCCUGUGUGUCAGUGUAGCCUUGUCCUUUGUCUCCUAGUGAGCUCUGGCAUGGGAGAUUUCAUUUGAACUCUUUAUACCAAGACUGUGGUGUUCUCCCAGACAUCAUGGACUUUAGAGUGUGGAUUAGGACCUUGGACUAAUGUAACCAUUCCAUACCUUGGUCAAGCCCAUCCCAAUAUAGUGGGGGUAAAGCAAUAAAGUAAAUUGUAUUUUUGCACUUGCUCCAGAGGGAACUGGAACCAUUCAGGACACUAAAAUUGUUGUAAGGCUGGGGUUUUGUAGGAGGAGAGUGCAGUCCUGAUUCCCCAGUGAAUAGGAAGUUCAUGUGGUUGUAACCUGCACAGCAAUAAUGACUUUUUCUUUAAAGAUGUGGCUCAUUUUUAUUUUUUUUUUCCCAUUCUGGCUUCUUCCUGAGAGGAUUUACCUUGUGAAUGCCUUGGGAGAUGGAAAGCAUGAAGUAACAGGAUAUAUUGAUAUCUGAAAGGGCGGAAAUGUUUUGAGCUUUAGAUGCGUGCUUUGGAGCUCUCCUUCUAGUACCCCUGAGAACUGGCAAGAAGCCCUUCAAGGGAAACGCUGCCUUUUGCACUUUCAGUGAGGGUAGACUGUUGUGGUCUCUUGUUUCUUUUUUGAGAAUUUUCUUGCUGAGCUUGUUAUUUGCCACACUGAUAGAAAUAUGUUUAAACCUCAGCACGAAGGGUCAGUCCUCAGGUUCACUGUGUUAGUAGUAUAAGCUACCUAGAUCCAUGCUACCUGGGUGUUGGAACAGUAGGAGCAGGCUGCAUUUGACAGGUGACUUGUGGGUCUUGUGUGUGGCAUUGAGGCAAGGACAAGUGUCUCACCUGUAAAACUGCAUGUACCUGGCUGUGCACAAAAGAGUACUCUGCUGGCCCCUGAGAAGGUUUUCUGGUGUAAGAGAGGACCCAGAGCUGGUCAGCAGCAGGGAAGGAUUUUGGCAAUGCCUAACCUUGAUGUUUCUCCACCUAGACUUGGAAAUGAGUUUAUCCUGCUUUAACUGUGAUCUUUUAAGAGUCAUUUGUCGUUUCACAAAUAGCGUGCACUUCUGCAGACCAGGACAGUUCUUAAGGAGCCAGGGUUCUGAUGUUGUGGCUGUUGUAGUGUUAACCCUCUGUGUCCAAAUACCAGCACCCUACUGUUUGGUGACUAUACUCAAAACUGUGCACCAUUAGAUACACUCUGUAAAUGGUGGCUUGGCACUCUUUAACUGUGUCUUCUUUAAUCGUGCUUUUUUGUAGGCAGGUCACAGGGUCCCCACAUUGACUGUUUCUCCAUUUAACUUGUCCUCAAAUGACAGAAGUCACUGGUGAGCCUGACUUGGUGCUGCUUGUGACUCCUAAUCACAUUUCAGCCUUCAUGCUAUGAUGGUGCUUUUUUUGUUUCCCUUCAAAGUAGGUUGCUUUCCAGUGUCUUAAUGAAACCAUUUGCUGUAAAAUUUCUUCUGAAGAUAAAAUGGAUACUGCCUCACUGCCUAAUGUCUUAAUAAUGUGCUUGUUUUUUUCCUUCUAUAUGAAUGUAUAUUGCCUCAUUAGGGCAGGAAGCGUGUGUGAUUAUGGAUGUGUUUUCCUGUAUUGCUUUCAGUGAAGAACUCUAUGGUUUCCUAGGAUUUUCUUCCACUGUCAGGAUGUUUGUACAGUGAAAAUAUCUCUGUGGACAGGUUAGCCACCUUCUGAAAUGUGGGAAUUCAGCUCUCAAGAUCUUGUCUUUAUGGAACUCCUCUGAUUAUAGUGUGAAGAAUGAGGGGCUCUGGAAGAACUGGCUACCUUGGAGAAUGGGGUGUUUGGGCUUGUUUGUUUGUUUGUUUGUUUUUUCCACCCUUAGCUUUAGGAAGAAACAUUGUGAAAGAUGUUUGUGAGCUUUGUUGAAAGGACGUGUGUGUGUCCAUUUUGCAUUGUAUUCAAUGUUUCCAAGUGGAUGCAAUUAUGAAUAAAAAUAAAUUAUUAGAAAUUA
Molecule: messenger RNA, 5686 nt
Organism: Apus apus (common swift)
Lineage: Eukaryota; Metazoa; Chordata; Aves; Apodiformes; Apodidae
Gene: ZDHHC23
Product: zinc finger DHHC-type palmitoyltransferase 23
Exons: 4
Coding region: 1-1308 (435 amino acids)
Biological process (GO): protein targeting to membrane; peptidyl-L-cysteine S-palmitoylation
Cellular component (GO): Golgi apparatus; endoplasmic reticulum
Molecular function (GO): protein-cysteine S-palmitoyltransferase activity
Source: RefSeq, a predicted model, not a curated record